Messenger RNA from Neoarthrinium moseri, 1578 nucleotides. RefSeq lists its product as uncharacterized. The transcript has a single exon. Gene Ontology annotation, biological process: 'de novo' pyrimidine nucleobase biosynthetic process; pyrimidine ribonucleotide biosynthetic process. Gene Ontology annotation, molecular function: dihydroorotate dehydrogenase activity. Gene Ontology annotation, cellular component: cytoplasm; mitochondrial inner membrane. The record is from RefSeq and is a predicted model, not a curated record. NCBI's taxonomy places the organism in Eukaryota, Fungi, Ascomycota, Sordariomycetes, Amphisphaeriales, Apiosporaceae. Bases 1 to 1578 code for a protein of 525 amino acids.
AUGGCCGCCUCACUCCGAACCUCGAAUCUAGUGGCCCGGGGCCCUGCGAACCCGCUCCUCCUCGCCCGCCAGACGCCCCGACAGCUCCGUGCCUCGCAGCUCUCCGCGAGCGGCAGGCGCCAUGCCUCCACGGCCGCCGAGUCGCAGCCCGUCUCCCGGCUGAAGACGAUCCUGUUCGCCACCUCGCUGACCGCCGGCGGCUACCUGGUCUACCUCUACGGCACCGACACGCGGGCGUCGCUGCACCGCUGGCUGGUCCCGCCCAUGCUGCGCUUCCUGUACCCGGACGCCGAGGAGGCCCACAACGCCGCCGUCUCGUCCAUGAAGACGCUGUACUCGCUCAACCUACACCCGCGCGAGCGCGGAUCCAAAUCCCGCGUGCUGGACCCCGAGCUCGCCCUCUCCGUCUUCGGCCACCCGCUGGCCAAUCCCGUCGGUAUCUCGGCCGGGCUCGACAAGCACGCCGAGAUCCCUGACGCUCUUUUCGCCCUCGGUGCCUCUGUCGUCGAGGUCGGCGGCUGCACGCCCCUAGGCCAGCCCGGAAACCCUCAGCCGCGCAUGUUCCGCAUACCCGGACUGGAGGGUCUCAUCAACCGCUACGGACUCAACUCCCGUGGUGCGGACCAUAUGGCUUUGACGCUGCGGAACCGCGUGCGCACGUAUGCCAAGUCUGUUGGGCUCACCGAGGACCAGGUUUUGAACGGCGAGGGUGGUGUACCCCCCGGCAGUCUGUACGACGGCAAGCUGCUCGCGGUCCAGAUCGCCAAGAACAAGGACACGCCUGAGGGCGAUGUCGGCGCCGUUGCGGCCGACUACACAUACUGCGUGAGCCGCCUGGCGCCCUACGCCGACAUUCUGGUGGUCAACGUAUCGAGCCCUAACACGCCGGGUCUGCGGGAUCUGCAGGCCGUCGAGCCGCUAACGCGGAUCCUGAGCGCCGUGGUGGACGAGGCCCGGCGGACAAGCAGGAAGACAGCGCCGAAGGUCAUGGUCAAGGUCUCGCCGGACGAGGACACGGAGGCCCAGAUGGACGGCAUCGUGCAGGCCGUCUGGCAGAGCGGCGUCGACGGCGUCAUUGUCGGAAACACCACCAAGCGCCGUGCUGGCGUCGUACCGCCCGGCAUUGUCAUCACGCCGCAGGAGGCAACGACCAUGGCGGAGACUGGUGGGUACUCGGGACCGAUGAUGUUCGAGCGCACGCUGGAUCUCGUGGGUCGGUACCGCAAGAUGCUGGACGCCCGGAGUUAUGAGCCAAGACAGUCGACGGAAAGCACAAAGGCACCCGUCAAGGACGAGGCCGUCAGCUCCAGCCUGGCUGGAAUCGAGGGCACGGCAACGGGAAUGAUCGAGGAUGACGGUGUGGUGCCUCCAGAGCCGUCGGCGCCUGCAGCCGCGGCCAGCCACGAGCAGAAGGUCAUCUUUGCGACAGGCGGCAUCACGAACGGCCAACAAGCACUACAAAUCCUGAACGCCGGCGCCAGCGUGGCCAUGGUGUACACGGGGCUGGUAUACGGCGGCGCGGGAACAGUCACCCGGAUCAAGGGCGAGAUCAAAGAGAGCAUGAAGGCACCACGGUAA